Molecule: messenger RNA, 961 nt
Organism: Aspergillus neoniger CBS 115656
Lineage: Eukaryota; Fungi; Ascomycota; Eurotiomycetes; Eurotiales; Aspergillaceae
Product: DODA-type extradiol aromatic ring-opening family dioxygenase
Exons: 3
Coding region: 65-961 (298 amino acids)
Molecular function (GO): zinc ion binding; ferrous iron binding; oxidoreductase activity, acting on single donors with incorporation of molecular oxygen
Source: RefSeq, a predicted model, not a curated record
GACUAGUCCAGAUCCUAUUACUCACCAGUCCAUUGUUGGAAGUACCAUCACCCCCACAAGAACGAUGAAAGCCGAAGCCGGAUGGCACAAAAUGGGCCUCACCCCGGUCCACUUGUUCUCCCAUGGCUCUCCGAUGAUGAUAUACGAAACGACCGAAUGCUCCAACUACUGGCGCAAAUGUGGCGAUGAAGCACGAGCACACAAUGUGAGAGGAAUUGUGAUGCUGAGCUCCCACUGGGCAACACUAGGAGACGGCAUCGAAGUGGCCACGAACCCCGCUCCCCAGAUCAGCCCCAUAGGUAUCGUCCCGAGCAACGACUACAAGACCUACCAAAUGACAUCUGACUUGGCCACCGCACAACGAUGCAUCGACCUCCUCCAAGCAGAAGGGUUCAAUGUAUCCGGCAACCCCAACUACAACUGGAUAGUAGACGUGUUCACCAUUAUCCAAAAGAUGUUCCCAGGGGGGAAUCCCCCUCCGGUAACAGUGAUAUCCAGUAACGCGCGAUACGAUCCGCACUACCAUCUGAAAAUAGGAAAGACACUGCGCCAACUCCGAAAGGAGAACUACCUCCUCAUAGGCACAGGAGGAUCAGUCCAUAAUCUCUACCGCAAUCGAUGGGGACCCAUGGUCAAACAUCGUGAUUCCCUAGCCCAGGAGAUCCCCCCGGAGGAAUGGGCACUAGAGUUCAAGCAAUCCCUGGAGGAUGUGAUGACGAAGACAUCGGGACUGCAGCUGCAGCGGGCGGUAACUAGGCUCAUGAAGCAUCCACAAUUUCGCGACGCGCACGGUACAGACGAUCAUUUCGUGCCGGCGGCUUUUGUGGCGGGAGCGGCGGGGGAUGCGGAGGAUGAGGGCUGUCACGGGGUCUUGGGCGCGGAGACUUGGGAGUUGUGUAAUAUGGCUAAUUUGCAGUUUACGUUUGGGAAGUGGCCAGAGCAAAAACUUGUGGCUGCUUGA